Striga asiatica is the source of this 1436-nucleotide messenger RNA. The record is from the annotation of a GenBank genome assembly. NCBI's taxonomy places the organism in Eukaryota, Viridiplantae, Streptophyta, Magnoliopsida, Lamiales, Orobanchaceae.
AUGAAAGCCCCAUCCGCAGGGGGACUCACGUCAUGCAGGACAGGUAACCCGAUCGACGACUGCUGGCGUUGCGACCCUCAAUGGGAAGCCAACCGCAAAGUCCUCGCCGACUGCGCCAUUGGCUUCGGCCGCAAUGCUACCGGCGGCCGCGACGGCGACUUCUACGUCGUCACGUCUCCCACCGACGAUCCCAAGAGCCCCACCCAAGGCACCCUCCGCCACGCAGUCAUCCAAGACGCUCCUCUUUGGAUCAUAUUCGACCGAGACAUGACCAUACAACUAAACCAAGAGCUCCUCAUGAACUCCUACAAGACCAUCGACGGCCGCGGCUUCAACGUCGAGAUAUCUGACGGGCCUUGCGUAACAAUUCAAGGCGUCACUAAUGUCAUCAUACAUGGGAUUUAUAUACAUAAUUGUGUACCCGCAGGAAAUACUGUCGUGGCCGAUAGGCCGGGGCAUUAUCAGCUGAGGGGGGAAUCGGAUGGCGAUGGAAUAUCGGUGUUUGGGGCUCGUGAUGUGUGGAUCGACCACUGCACGUUGUCGUCGUGCCGUGACGGGCUUAUCGAUAUAGUUUCUGGGUCGACUGCAAUAACGGUUUCAAACAAUUAUAUGUUUGAGCAUAACGAGGUGAUGCUGAUGGGACACAACGAUGAUUAUGUGGCGGACCGGAAUAUGCAGGUCACCAUCGCUUUUAAUUACUUUGGAAAAGGUUUGGUCCAGAGGAUUCCCAGGUGUAGACAUGGGUACUUCCACAUUGUGAACAAUGUGUACACUGGUUGGGGAAUGUACGCGAUUGGCGGAAGUGCAAAUCCGACGAUCAAUAGCCAAAGCAAUGUUUUCAUUGCAUCGGGUGAUACAAAAGAGGUGACGAAACAUGAAACCCCUCCGGGAGAUGAGGAGUGGAAGAAGUGGAAUUGGAGAUCGGACGGUGAUCUACUGAUGAAUGGGGCCCACUUCACGACUUCUGGAAAUGGAACUUCAGAAAGCUACAUAAAAGCUUCGAGCAUGGUUGCAAGACCAGCCUCGCUUUUAACUAGAAUUGUACCAUCUGCAGGUGUUCUCAACUGCAAGUUAGGCCAACUCUGCUAGACAAUAAUUAUAACCCUUUCCAUUCAUACCAUUCCUUUACAACUCUGUCAAAAUUCUCUUUCACUUAAAUUCUUUGAAUUGAAUAUUACCAAAAAAAAAAAGAAAAAACGAAAGUCAGCUACAUGAUUUUUCACAGCAUGGUCUCAUGGAUUUCAAAGUUGCGUUUUUGUUCUAACUACUUUUUAACUAUCAAAAUUGAGAGUUCUUGUUUCAUGUCGUCAAAAGAAGUUCAAAUUGUACACUUGAUGUUCGUAAGCCGCGAAAAUGGCUAUUCAUUCGAUCAUGCAUAAAGUUGAAAUAUGGUCGAGCCGAACACUGAACAAAUCUUAUGUUAGUUUCCACGGACA